AUGCCUCCCCUACGGGCACUGGCAGCACCGCGGUGCCUGCGGACACUCACCUCCCCCCCAACCUCAACCAUAUUCAACAACCUCACACCCGCCCGCACCCGCACCCUCACCACCACCGCCCCCCUCCCACGCCAAACCCCCUCGCACCUAACCGUGCCCCUCGAGCAAGUCCCCGAUUACCCCUUCGGGCGCUUCACAACCUACAAGCAGCGCAACGAGGGCCUCUUCGGCCGCACAAAAAUCCGGUUCGGCAACGUGGUGGCCUCCAAGUACGGCAACAAGUCGCGCACGUCCUGGCUGCCGAACCGCCAGACCAAGCGCCUGUGGUCGCCGGCGCUGCAGGGCUUUGUGCGCACGCGCAUGACCGCCUCGGUGCUCAAGACCAUCGACAAGCUCGGCGGCAUCGACGAGUACCUGCUCGGCGGCAAGACGAAGCGCAUACGGGAGCUGGGGCCCGCCGGAUGGAGGCUGCGCUGGAAGAUCAUGCAGACGCCCGCCGUGCAGGAGCGCUUUGCGCGCGAGAGGGCGGCUAUGGGCUUGCCGCCGAAGGGGGACGGCGAGGCGGUGACAAUGCCGGUUGGUUUACUAGCUGAGGGGGAGACGGCCGAGGAGGCCAUGAGCGAGAUCGACGGUAUGCUGGAACGCGGCGACGAGUUUGUCAUUGGGGAGGUCAAGGAGGGAGAGGACAUGGUCGCUCACGAGGAUCGCGAGGCAAUAGAAGAGGCACGUCAGGCUACAGAGGAUGUCGACUACGUGGAGAGGAAGACCCUGUGA
Messenger RNA from Anthostomella pinea, 774 nucleotides. The record is from the annotation of a GenBank genome assembly. Lineage: Eukaryota; Fungi; Ascomycota; Sordariomycetes; Xylariales; Xylariaceae.